Molecule: messenger RNA, 8560 nt
Organism: Stegostoma tigrinum
Lineage: Eukaryota; Metazoa; Chordata; Chondrichthyes; Orectolobiformes; Stegostomatidae
Product: mitogen-activated protein kinase 4-like
Exons: 6
Coding region: 1442-3178 (578 amino acids)
Biological process (GO): intracellular signal transduction; protein phosphorylation; cell surface receptor signaling pathway
Cellular component (GO): nucleus; cytoplasm
Molecular function (GO): ATP binding; MAP kinase activity
Source: RefSeq, a predicted model, not a curated record
UGCCGGCGACAAAUGCAGCCUGCUCGCUCCUGGGUGAACCACCAGGUAGCUGCAGUGUGAUUGACAGCGCCUGGUGACGUCGUGCCGUGGCGCUGUUUCGGGCCGGCUUCAUUUUUCUCCCCUGCAGAGAAAGGGGACUGAGACCGGGCAGAUCCCCGCUCGGAAACAAACCCAGUCUCGGUCUCUAGCUCGGCAGCGAGCCGCCUCCUGCCCUGGCAAAUGCCAAAUCCACAGCAGAUCCAGCGCCGCCACAGCGACGGCGUUGUUUUAAUGGUAAGUUUCAUUUCCUGUUACACGCUGGAGAAUGAAUUACCAACAUCUCGCCGUGUUCUUUCUUCAAAGACAUGUUCCCGGAGCCUUUUCAGUUGACAAGGAGCGACGCUGUGUGUUGGUUGCAGAAUAUGCUGUGUAAUGCAAUUUUGCUAAAAAAAUACAGAUGCAUUAGAAGCAGGAAAGGAAACGACAGGAUCGCUCCUGCUUAAUGGGAGGGAUGGAGUGGAACGUGUCUUUGCUCCACACUUAAGUCUUUGUCUUCGCUUAAUUACUGAACAUGUUCCGGUUGGUACCUGUGUCUGUACGGAAUUGCUCGGCUUUUGAGUGUAUCACGCAAACUGGAAGAUAGAUCGAUGCAGGUGCCGUAAGUUCCGCAGUCUUUGUGUAUGCGUUUGUAUGUGGGUCUUUUGCCUGGGCAGUUAGUACAUUUCGUCAACAAAUCGGCUGCAUUUGCUGGCAAGUUUCGCAGGUACGGUUAUAGCUGAGGGGACAUGGUUACUGCCAUUUCAUAAUUGGUCAUCUACUCUGGUGCUGAUCUCAAACUGCUGUUAACCUGCAACACCUAGCCAUCUCCGUGUAACGUACAGGAUGGUACGUUAUGAACUAACUUUGUAUGUGUGAACAAAUAGAUCUAGAACAAUGGAGCAUGACAACACAAUAUAUUCUUCUGUACGGGAAGAUUGCCUGUUUUUUAAGGGGGAGGAGACUGAAGGUUGGAGACAGUGGAGCUGGAAGCAGGUGCUUAAUGAAGGAAUUUACUGAAGGACAUUAGGACAUAACUGAGGUGGAGAGAGCUUGCCCUGAAAGGAGGAGUCUUGGUGUGGAACAAGGCCAAACUGUUUACGUAAUAUUGGCAGAAUUGAAUGGCAAUAAAAAUCUCAAUGAGCUGUGAAGAACAGCAGGAGAACUACUGUUGAACAAGACAAUUGCAUUUCUGCCUGUGUUGCUGCAAAGCUUCAUGGAAAUCCAAGCAGACACAGAAUAUCUGUGAAAUGUGUCUAUAAGGCAUGCCACCUGAAGAAUAGACCUCUUCAGCAAAACACUGGGAGCUCUAUCUUUUCAUAUUAUCAAGCUUUGAAAAAAAAAAGAUUUGAGUACUCCUCAAGGCCCCUGGAUGAGUAAAAGAAACACAGCAGCCAGUGCCCUGAGAAUUUAAUUGAUUAGGGCAAUGGCAGAAAAGUUUGACUGCAUCACCCAUGUCCAUGGGUUUGAUCUAGGUGCCCGUUAUAUUGAGUUGAAACCUUUGGGAUAUGGCGCCAACGGAUUGGUUUUUGCAGCAAUAGACAGCCAAAGCUACCGUAAGGUUGCAGUGAAGAAGAUCAUUAUUAGUGACUCGCGAAGUAUCAAGCACGCCCUACGGGAGAUCAAAAUUGUCCGUCGAUUGGAUCAUGACAACAUCGUGAAGGUUUUUGAGGUCCUCGGCCCCAAAGGAAGUGAUAUACCUCGCGAUAUCUGGAGGUUGAGUGUGGUGUACAUAGUCCAAGAACACAUGGACACAGACCUUGCUCGCCUUUUGGAGCAGGGUCCCCUCUCAGAGGAACACGCUAAGCUUUUUAUGUACCAGCUACUUCGCGGACUCAAAUAUAUUCACUCAGCUAACAUACUGCACAGAGAUCUAAAGCCAGCCAAUAUCUUUAUCAACACCGAAGAUCUUGUGUUGAAAAUUGGUGACUUUGGAUUGGCAAGAAUUGUGGACCCACAUUAUUCACACAAAGGUCAUCUUUCUGAAGGUUUAGUAACCAAAUGGUAUCGAUCUCCUCGCCUCCUUCUGUCUCCGAACAACUACACCAAAGCUAUUGACAUGUGGGCUGCAGGCUGUAUAUUUACAGAAAUGCUGACUGGAAAGAUGUUGUUUGCUGGUGCUCAUGAGCUGGAACAAAUGCAGCUGAUUCUGAAAACAAUUCCUGUUCUCCGAGAGGAGGACAAGCAGGAGCUGCUCCGGGUUAUGCCAGCAUACAUCAACCCAAAAUGGGAGGUAACUAAACCACUGAGCACACUACUUCCUGAAGGAAAUGCAGAAGCCAUUGAUUUCCUGGAAAAGAUCUUAACAUUUAACUCUAUGGAUCGAUUAACCGCUGAGGAAGGCCUCGCACAUCUCUUUAUGAGCCCUUAUUCCUGCCCUCAAGAUGAACCAAUUUCCCAGCAUCCUUUCAGGAUUGAAGAUGAGAUAGAUGACAUACUGUUGAUGGAAGCAAGUCAGAACCAGAUGUCAAACUGGGAGAGAUAUCAUGACAGCUUCUCUUCUGACUUUGAGCUGCUCCGAGAUAAAUACAGUGACAUGGAUGAAGCCCAGCGCGAUCCUCGUGCUACAUCAAAAGCCAUUGCAGAGGAUGUGCAAGUUGACCCUCGGAAAUAUUCGCAGAGCAGCUCUGAGCGACUCCUGGAGCAGUCCCACUCCUCCAUGGAUCGGAUGUGUGAUGUUGACUAUGGACGAUCUUGCGACUAUAAAAUUGGAUCACCCUCCUAUCUGGAUAGACUACUGUGGAGGGACAACAAACCACAUCAUUACUCUGAGCCUAAGCUCAUUCUGGAUUUAUCUCAUAGGAAAAGAACUGCGACUGCCUCGUGUGUGGCCGUCUCACUGGACGAAGGGAAAUCUGACCUCCUUUUGAAGGUCUCAGACUGUAAGAAUGGGAGCCCUUUCAAAAUUGAUUGCUCCAGCUCACUGCCAAACAUUCAGGAAAGGAGUCAGCCAUCAUCCCCUCGCACCUUGGCAUCUUCAGAAAUAUCAAAUGGAGGGAGCUCCCAGUUUGACUUUGAUGUCUUCAUAUCUAGAGCCUUAAAGCUUUGUGGAAAACAAGAGGAAAUAGCUGAUAGUAAAUUGAAUGAUUUGAAUGGCACCUGCAUGCCAGAACACACCAAUGAAAUUGUUCAGGCAGAAGUCAAUGAAAAGGAGAGGUGGUAGAAAAUAGGCAUUUGUUAUAAACAGCUGAGUAGGAGCUUUAUUUUGUAAAGAUGGUGUUUCAGCAAUGUAACACAUUUAGGGUUUGCUCAACUGAAAAGUUAAGCCUCAGGGGAGGUUUACAGCCUAGAAUUAGUGCUUCAUCAGUUUGGACGGUGGCUACAGAAAACACUGAUGGCCUGGUAACCUUUUGAAGAUUAUAAUUGUAUUUCAAUCACCAAUUGAAAGCUUACUUUUUUUUAUAUUCUCAGACAAUUGACCUGCCACGACAUGUAACAAGUUUUAACUGACUUGCCUCAAAGAUCAAUGACUCCGGAAGUGACGCAGACUUGGAUUUUAUUGUUUUCACUGAUCCUAACCAAAAAGUUAUCAGGGAUCUCUCCCACCAAAAGCUCACAGCAAUUUAAUGCUGGAAAACAGCAUUAAUUGAUGGAUAGAAAAUUUGCUCACAUCUAAUUCGGAAGUCCUGCUUAAAUGAUGAAAACUAAUCUGAUUGGCCAGCAGGUCUGUAGUCUUGCAGCAAACCCUGAACAAAAUGAAGUUAUGGAGCAGGAUUUCAAAGUGAGUUUGUGGGGUAUCAGCAAGACCUGGGUAGCAGACCUAUGGAGAACUAGGGCGGGGGUGCGCAUGGUGGGAUGGUUAUGGAUUGGAGAGGAGUGUUGAAUGGAUAUCGGAGAUGCUUCAAGUAGGCAUAACAGAAUUUCACAGGAGGCCCUCUGCUGUCAGGCCAGACCCCUGCAGUACAGUAAAAGUUUCUGGGUUGCUGUAGGCUCCUCCUGUUUGGGAAUUUUAGCAUUGGGGUGAAUGGUUACUUGAGGAUCUCAGCAGGAGUGAACAGCCUGCCUGAUGCAUCCCUUGACCAUUGAAGUAUUGGAUUCAAACAAAAUCAGCCCACAGAACAGUUGGCCUCUCAUGUUUACUCUUGUAAACUGAAGUUAAAUCUCCCUCCCACCUGCCCCCAUCAACCACUUCCAGGACAGGUACAACAUGACUUAAAAAUAGAGUAAAUAUCCCCCUAUUCUUCAAAACUAAAAGUAAAGCUCCAUCAACACUGUCCCUAUCAAAAACACUCAGGACAGGUAAACAACAGGUAAGAUGUAAAGUAAAUCUCCCUCCAUGCUGUCCCCAUUGGAUACUCCCAGGAUAGUAUCUCACUGGUUAAAAAGAGUAAAUCUCCGUUUAUUCUUUCAAACUGAAAUUAAAACUCUCUAGCGCUUCCCCUGUCAAACACUACCAUGACAGGGACAUUACGGAGUUAGAUACAGAGUAAAGCUCUUUCUACUUUUUAAACAGAAAGUAAAUGUCCCUCAACACUGUCUCUAUCAAGUAUUCUCGGGACGUGUACAACAUGGGUUGAUGGCCCUCUGCAGGACCAACUCGCCUCUUGUCGCUCUACUGUCUUUUCCCUUUAGUUCUGCAAAUUAUCCUUUUCAGAUAACCAAUCCUUCUUGAAUGCCUGAAUUGAACCUUACUCCACCACACUCUCUGAUGUAUUUCAGAUUUUAAACUCUCGCUGUCUGAACAUUUCUCCUCUUGUCUCCAUGUUUUUUUUACCAAUUACCUUCAAGCUGUGACUUCUGGUUUUCAACUCCUCUUCUAAUGUUUCCCUUCAUCAGCGGUGUUUCACAGAGAUGGGUACUGGGUCCACUUUCAUUCGUCAUUUAUAUAAAUGUUUUCAAUGAGAAUAUAGGAGGCGUGGUUAUUAAGUUUGCAGAUGACUCCAAAAUUGGUGGUAUAGUGGACAGUGAAGAAGGUUAUCUAAGAUUACACAGAGAUCUUAAUCAUUUGGGUCAAUGGGCUGAAGUUUGGUAGAUAGAGUUUAAUUUGGAUAAAUGUGCAUUUUGGCAAUACAAACAAAGGCAGGACUUAUACAAUAGGAUGGAUAUUAAUAAAUGGGAGAAGGUUCAGACAAGUAUUACCGAGAUGUUGUUGAGAAUGGAGAAUUUGAGAUAUAAAAAUGGAUUGGAAAGAUUGGGACUUUUUUUUUCAUUGGAGUGGAGGCGGCUGAAGGCUGACUUUAUUGAGGUUUAUAAAAUCAUGAGGGCCAUAGAUAAGGCGAAUGACAAGAGUCUUUCGCUUCAGGUGGGUAAGUUCAAAACUAGUGGGCAUAUAAAACUAGUAGGCUGAGAAAGUUUUAAAAGGACAUGAAGGGCAGGUUUUAUUUACACAGAGUGGUUCAUGUGUGGAAUGAGCUGGCAGAGAACGUGUGGAAGCAGGUAGAGUUACAGUGUUUAAAAGACUUUCGCAUGCAUCCAUGAAUAGGAAAUCAUUGGAGGGAUAUGGGCUAAAUGCAGGCAGGUGGGCCUGGUUUAGCUUGGAAAAUGGUUAGAUUGGACUAGUUGAACUGAAUGGUCUGUUUAAAUGCUGUAUGACUCUGUCCCCAGAGCCUUCGUGAUUUUGAAUAACAAUUAAAUCACCUGUCAAUUUCCUCUUCAAGGAAAACCAUCCCAACUUUUCCAAACAUUCUAUGUAACUGAAGUUCUUCAUCCCUGAAACAAUUCUUGUCGAUAUUUUCUGCACUGUCUGAAAUCUUCACUUUCUUCUUAAAGUGCGGGGCUCAGAACUGAACAAACAGUCCAGUUGAGGCUGAACCAGUGCUUCAUACAGGUUUAAUAUAACUUCCUUGUUUUUGGUACUUUAUGCCCCUAUCGCUGAAGCCCAGGAUGAUCUAUACUUCAUUAACCAGGUUCUAGCCCUGUCCUGCCACCUUCACUGACUAAUGGGAACUUUUCUUGGACAGAAUCCCUUUUAGAAUUGUACCAUUCAUUUUAUGUUGGGGUGAAUUUUACAAGUGGAUGUAUUGCUGAUCCCUAGAUAGAAGGUUGAUUGGCAGUUCACAAAUUUAUGAAAGAUUGCCAUACAAUAAUAUGUCAGGGGCAGUCUUACAAAAGUGCCCUUCAAAGACAGGGAGUUCCACCCUUUGAAAGCUGACUAGUCCCAGCAGCAGCAGGAUGCAGUUGUAGUUAUUGAUGGGACUACAGGGACAUUGUGAAAAGAAAAUCCUGGAUACAGACUGAAAGACAAGUCUGGAGUUUCUGGUUCAGGACAGAAGAGGGUGAUUUUUGUCUGCAAAAGUCAGCCUUCAGUUGCCCGCCACUUCAACACAUGACUGUGUUCCCUGGUCAACAUCUGUCAGCUGCUUGCUGCUGGAGCACUGCAUACCUCAGCACAAGCUGGAAGAGCAGCAUCUCAUUUUUUGUCUAUAAACUCUGCAGCCUUUGGGACUCCAAGUCAAGUUCAACAAUUUUAGGGCUUGGGUACGUUCUCCCAUUGUUCUUAUCCUAACUUCCAACACACAGCCCUUGUCGUGCUACCACAUGGGGGUGGCACAGCGGCUCAGUGCUUAGCACUCCAGCCUCACAGCGCCAGGGACCCAGGUUCAAUUCCAGCCUCGGGCAACUGUCUGUAUGGAAUUUGGACAUUCUCCCCGUGUCUGCGUGGGUUUUCUCCGGGUGCUCCGGUUUCCUCCCAUAGUCCAACGAUGUACCGACUAGGUGGAUUGGCCAUGCUAAAUUGUCCAUAGAGUUCAGGGGUGUGUGGGUUAUAGGGGAAUGGGUCUGGGUGGGAUGUUUCAAGGGGCAGUGUGGACUUGUUGAGCCAAAGGGCCUGUUUCCACACUAUAGGGAAUCUAAACUACCUAAACACACACAGUCCUCAUUAGCAGCUAUUAAUUCUCACAGGCUGACCUCUGUCCAACUGUUUUUCUUUCACUUUGGGCUCUAUCUCGACCAAUUUGUUUACUCCUCCCCCUCCCCCCACCCUAUCUUCUGCAUAUUUAACAACUUUUCCCUAGGUACCAUCAGUUCUGAAGAGAAGUCACUGGACCUGAUUUCUAACUGAUUUCUGUCCACAGAUCUUAUCCAGACCUGCUAAGUUUAUCCAGCUGUUUCUGUUUUUGUUUGUGGCUAUGCAUGGUUUAGGAGUGGGAUGGGAAGAAGGCAGAAGAGGUGAGUUCCAUAUGGGGAGCAGGGGAAACAGAAACAUAGAAGAUAGGAGCAGGAGAAGGCCAUGUGGCCCUUUGAGCCUGCUCCACCAUUCUUCAUGAUUAUGAUUCAUCGUCCAACUCCAAUAGCCUAAUCCUGCUUUCUCCCCAUAACCUUUGAUCCCGUUCACCCAAGUGCUAUGUGUAGUCACCUCUUGAAUACAUUCAGUGUUUUGAUAUCAGCUGCUUCCUGUGGUAAUGAAUUCCACAGGCUCACCACUCUUUGGAUGAAGAAAUGUCUCCUCAUCUCCAUUCUAAAUAGCCUACCCCGAAAUCCUCAAACUGUGACCCCAGUUCUGGGCACACCCACCAUCAGAAAUAUCUUCCCUGCAUCUACCAUGUCCAGUCCUGUUAGAAUUUUAUAAGUCUCAAUGAGAUUCCCCCUCCCCCCCGCCGCCUCAUAUGUCUGAGCUCUAGUAACAUUCCCACCCAAGUCAAUCUCUCCUCAUAUGUCAGACGUGCCAUCCCCAGAAUCAGCCUGGUAAGCCUUUGCUGCAUGCUCUUGAGAGCAACAGUAUCCUUCCUUAGAAAAGGAGACCAAAACUGCACACAGUACUCCAGGUGUGGUCUCACCAAGGCUCUGUGCAAGUGCAACAACACAUCCCUGCUCCUGUAUUCCCAAAAGUUUGCCAAAGAGGACCACCUCCAUUUCCUUCCCCACUUUUGCCCUGGGGAGGAAAGAUUGGCUACUUUUCUUCCAUUAUCAACCACCCAGUGGUAUGGUGAUAGAGGCAGAAUGAGGCCUUUAUGUGGUCUUUAAUUUUAACAUCAAAGAUCAGGUUGGGUCGCUGAUAUCUUAUCUGCCAGCUGUAAUACAGGGGACAAGCUGUGGGGUGAGUGGGAAGGUGGUGUGCCAACCACCCAUUUUAUUUUACCUGUUUGUCCACCCUUUUUCACUCCCUCCACCACCAAUGUUCAGCAACAGCAGCAUGUACUAUCCACAAGAUGCAAUACAGAAAUUUACUAAACAUUCUCAGACAGCACCUUCCAAACCCACAACUACUUUCAUCUGGAAGAACAAGGGCAGCCAAUACAUCGGCAAACCACAACCUGCAAUUUCAUCUCCAAGCCACUUACCAUCCUGACUUGGAAACAUCACUGCAUCUUCACUGUUUCUGGGUCAAAAUCCUGGAAUUUGCUUCUAAAUGGCAUUAUGAUUCAACCCAUUGCAGGUAGACAGCAGUAGUUCAAGAAGGCAACUGACCUUGUAAUGUGGGUCAUUUAUAGACAAAACCUUCAAUCCUCUUUUACAAUGUACAAGAGAAAUUACUCAUUUUGCAGGAAAAUUGAGACUGGAUUUGGUUUUUAAAUUGCCCCAAACUUCUUUUCUCCAAAACAGUUAAUUUACUUUGGUUAGAGACAAAAAAACUGCAGAUGCUGGAAUCCAAGGUAGAUAAACAUGA